CACAUUCAUUCACAUAAGAGUGAGCUACUUCCAGAUCCCAGUCAGACUGAGCCGCUGUGUUUUCCAGAGGAACAUCACUGCUUUUUGCUGAUAUUUGCAGAGACAGAAAAGCUUUCAGAAAGAAGAAAAAAAAGAUUUUGUACUGACAAGAGUACACAAUGAGCUUUUUUAUCCCUGUGUUUGGUUUGAUUCUUACUUUGUAUCAGAUUGGGAGGAAUCCUGCCAGUGCUGGGAUGUGCUGGCUGCAGCAGAGUCAAGACCAGAGGUGUGACAUGGUGCUGAUGCGAGGGGUGACCAGGGAGGAGUGCUGUGCCGGGGGACGCCUGGACACAGCGUGGUCCAACACCAGCCUGCCCAUGAAUGAGGUCAGCCUGCUGGGCUUCCUGGGAAUUGUCUCCUGUAAACCAUGCAAAGAGACGUGCGAGGGAGUCAAAUGUAGUCCCGGGAAGGUUUGCAAAAUGAAGACAGGAAGGCCUCAGUGUGUGUGCUCUCCAGACUGCUCUCAUAUUACCCGGAAGCACGCUGUGUGCGGCAGCGACGGGAACUCUUAUAAGGACGAGUGUUCUCUGCUGAUGGCGCGCUGCAUGGGACACCCCGACCUGGAGGUCAUGUACCAGGGAGACUGCAAAAAGUCGUGCUCCAACGUGGUGUGUCCAGGUACCCACACCUGUGUGACCGACCAGACCAACAGCGCCCACUGUGUCAUGUGCCGCACCACGCCCUGCCCCAUCCCCAUGCCGUCUGAGCAGCCCAUAUGCGGCAAUGACAACAUCACUUACCCCAGCGCCUGCCACCUCCGCCGGGCCACCUGCUUCCUCGGCCGCUCCAUAGGCGUCCGCCACUACGGCAACUGCAACAGCCCUCCUCGGAAAUCUCCAGAUUUCGACGGCAGUGAGGAAAACGCCGUCUAACUCCUGAAAUAGUCGAUUGGUCGACAAACUUUCCAAGUGUCACACCACUAGCUUCCCAUGAUGACCUCUUUUUUUUUUGACAAUCACUCCCCCCCCCUUCCCUUUGUGCACAGAAUGACAAUACAUUCGGAAGACCUCUGUUGGUCUAACUGCCUUAACCCAUUGAAGCCUGGAAAGCGGAUACGUCGUUUUGUAGUAUUUGUAUAAGCUCUCAAAUACUUUUUGAAUUUCAUUUCUAUCUGCUACAGAGGCUGAAAAAUCUAUUAUUUAGUAGAAGCGUUGACACUUCUGUUGAAUUUCCAGAAAAAAUUCAGAUUUUAGGGGCUUAUUUUAAAAUCGCCCAGAGGUUUUACAGGCGUUUCAGGCCUCAAUGGGUUAAAAUGAGCUACAAAACCCUGCCAGCAAUUUGUAUUAACCUUGUGUUAGUUUGGGAAAUAGAGGCAGAUGUGUCUCGAGAUCGAAAAAUCUCAUUGGCUCUUUGGGAAAUGUGUGCAUAUUGUAAAUAGAAUACCACUACUAUUUAUUGGAGAAGGUAUCAAACUCUAUUUAUGUUUUUAUCCUAGUAGCAAAUUCAUAUAUCCUUGGGAAAGCUGAUGCAUAAAAUGUAUUUAUUGUGUUUUGUUUAUUGUGUAUGUACAAUAGCAGCCACUGGCAUUGGCAUUUUACAACUUUGUACAUUCUCCAUUCCCCAGAAUACAAACAGUUUUCCCCCCACAAGGCUGAUGGUAGGCAUCGCUCACAUGCUUGGAAAGCUGAUACCACUUUAUAGGCUGCAGUGUGGUUCCAAUUCACCACAAACAAGAACAAGACUGCUACAAAUUGCGCUGUAAGCUUUAGUCGUGAGGUGAGGAAGGGGCUCAGCCUAAACAAACCUGUAUAUUCUGCCCCCCACACACAUGUUUACUGCCUGAUCCUAACUCUCAGCCACCCGCUGAUUACUAAAAUUAACAGUUUGGUGUGUUUGUAGGAGUCUCAGAAGACUGAACCAAGCUCUCUCCAAAAUACCUCCUCUGUUGACUGUCUGGCUUUUGUUUUUUAAAUGCAUUUUUUGUAGUUUGUUUUAGCUCAUUCCAUUGCUGUUUUGCUGCUUUGAUUUGAUUUUGGAGACUUCAUGAACAGACAAAUGUAAUCAGCAUUAUCUUAUCGAAUGGAGAAUUCGAUUUGUCUGAGAAUGGACCAAACAGAACAAACCUGAUGUGUUUACCUUCUGGUAAACCUGGUGGAUAUCCACACAAAUGGUCAAAGUGAUCCAACUGAAAGCUCAAAGCAGAAAUACUUUUAAUAAUCCUGUAUUAUGGAACAUCUCAAUGACUCUCCUGUAAAUAACAGUCUCAUGUGUACCUUCCUGUGUACCUACUGUGAAAAUUGAAUGACAAAUGCAUCAACAUAUUUUUGUAUUUUUGUACUGCCAUUUCAAAACAACAUAAAGUUUAAUAUUUGUCACAA
Molecule: messenger RNA, 2357 nt
Organism: Centropristis striata (black sea bass)
Lineage: Eukaryota; Metazoa; Chordata; Actinopteri; Perciformes; Serranidae
Gene: fstl3
Product: follistatin-like 3 (secreted glycoprotein)
Exons: 5
Coding region: 159-911 (250 amino acids)
Biological process (GO): negative regulation of activin receptor signaling pathway; regulation of BMP signaling pathway; multicellular organism development
Molecular function (GO): activin binding; protein binding
Source: RefSeq, a predicted model, not a curated record